UUAAGGGGGAUGGAAGUUCCUGGAAUCGACCUCUUUUGUGUUUUUAUCAUUAGACUAAUGAGAUUUCUUCCAGUAGAAGACAGUGAUAAAAGUACCGACACCACAGAGGACAGGAACAUGCUUUUUGACCGGACAGAACUUUUACAGUCAUGAUGCUCGCAGGUUUCCUUCUGAUAAUCCUCCUUCAAGGUGGAUUUACUUCUGAUCACACAGAGCAGCCAGAACUUGAUCAACAAAAAGCCAAUCAGAGCUAUGAGAAAGGUGGAAGUACCUUCAAUUACACAGAGCCAACAAACAUUACACAGAACGCCAAUCAGAGCUCUGUUGAAGAUGGAAUAACCUUCAAUAACACAGAGACAACAAACAUUACACAGAACACCAAUCAGAGCUCUGUUGAAGAUGGGGCCUCUACAUGUAACAAAACGUAUCAGGACUUAGUAGAGUACCUGAAUUUGACCUCAAAAAAAGGUCUAAACACCAUGACUCGGCCCGCUAAGAACGACUCAAAACCCACAGAAAUACAUCUGGAUCUAGCCCUCUAUGCCAUUCUAGAUGUGAGAGAAAAGGAACAGACAUUUAUGUCUUAUGUUUGGGUUGAAAUGAUAUGGAAUGAUGAAUACAUCAGAUGGGAUCCAUCCAACUUCUGUGGUAUAACUCAAAUUACUCUUCCCUCUAAACAGUUGUGGCUGCCAGAUCUAACUAUUGAAGAGAUGACAGAGAAGGAUAAGACCACUCAGAGUCCUUAUCUCAGGGUUUUUAAUGAUGGGGAAGUUGUUCAUAGGAAUGACAUGGUGCUGGUUACCACCUGCAAGAUGGAUGUCUACAAAUUCCCCUUCGACAUUCAAAGCUGCAACCUCACCUUCAAGUCCAUCAUACACAACGUCAAGGAAAUUAAACUUGAAAAGUGGGGUGGCUCUCGGUAUACCACAGAAUGGUCCAAAAAAAUUAUGAGAACGCAGUCGGACUGGGAUUUCAUCAACAUUAAUGUCACCGAUACAAAUGUCUACAAUUUUUACAUCAAUCAAAGCAUUAUGGUUUACACUGUCAACAUGAAGAGGCGUUCUGUCCUUUACAUUGUCAACUUCAUCCUGCCUGUCCUGUUGUUCUUGUGUCUGGAUUUGGCCUCCUUCAUGAUCUCAGAGAAUGGGGGCGAGAAGCUCAGCUUCAAGGUCACUGUGCUGCUUGCUGUUACAGUGAUGCAGCUCAUUCUGAACGAAAUUCUGCCAUCCUCUUCAAACAGGAUUCCACUUAUAGCAAUGUACUGUAUUGGAAUCUUUGGUUUGAUGAUGCUGAGUCUCCUGGAGACUAUUUUUGUGAUGUACCUCAUCGAGAAAGACUCUGCAUCCCAGAAUGAUUGGACAGAUAAAGAACAAAGCCUGAGUGAGGACUGUAAGGACAAACGAGGGAAAAAUAAAUUCCACACAUUUCUCAAAGACUUAAAGAAACGGACAAACUUGACGUCUGCCUGUGCUGGAUCUUCUGGGGAAAGGCCUUCUGAAAUGCUUCCAGUGUCUAAAGAGACUAGCAGCAGCCAGUUGACUGAGGAGUCCAAUGCCUCUGAAACGGAGAUGUUGCAAGAGUUGUCUCCGCCCCUAAGCAGCAGGAAGGAAGAAGGAAAGGCAGGCCGCUGGACGAGAAGGGCCAAAACAGUCAACAAAGUUUUUUUCAUUUUUUACAUCAUUACUGCCAGUCUGUUUUUAGUAUUUAUGUUUCACAGUUGGAAUGAACAAGCAGAGGAGGUCAAUCCAACAAAGACACCUUCUUCUGAUGAGUAGUGUUGGGCGGUUGUUUGAGUUAGAAUCACCAUUAAUGCGUCCUACAAUUAUAAAAACAAGAUAAUCAAGAUAAAAGAUUACUGUGCAGCAUGCACAUUUUGUCCAUAGGUUUUGUCCUGUGUGGUAAAUGGAGCGCAUUCUCAGUUGCUUCACAGCAAUGUGUGCUCUGCCCCUCUCCCCAAAAACAGCUCUCACUUUUAUGAAGGGGCACACUCACACUAGGCCCAGUUGUCCAGUACUGUGCUUAAGCAUGAUUGCCCCCCCCUCCCUCCUCAUUCAUCUGCUGGCCUGCACUCACACUGCUCCAGGACUAACCGAGCCUGAGCACAGUCGCCUCGUGUAGCCUGCAUAACGUUUUAAUACAAGACAUGCAUGGCUUUACGUAAUUAUGAAGCGUGCUUAGUUUACAAGACAAGCAGACUCGAAAAUAAAAAAAUA
This is a messenger RNA of Labrus mixtus (cuckoo wrasse), 2213 nucleotides long. RefSeq names its product 5-hydroxytryptamine receptor 3A-like. Gene Ontology annotation, cellular component: neuron projection; membrane; synapse. NCBI's taxonomy places the organism in Eukaryota, Metazoa, Chordata, Actinopteri, Labriformes, Labridae. The record is from RefSeq and is a predicted model, not a curated record. The transcript has 13 exons. Gene Ontology annotation, molecular function: neurotransmitter receptor activity; transmembrane signaling receptor activity; extracellular ligand-gated monoatomic ion channel activity. Gene Ontology annotation, biological process: nervous system process; chemical synaptic transmission; regulation of membrane potential. The coding region runs from base 150 to 1775 and encodes 541 amino acids.